AUGGCACCACCUCCCAAAGUUAUGGGAGAAGGGUCUUUAUCUCUUACAUCCUCAUUAAGUCUUGAUCAUGUCUUAGUUGUCCCUUCACUCGACUAUGACUUGUUAUCUGAUCUUCUCACCAUGACCGUGAUUGGAUGUGGUACUAGGAGGGGAAAGUUGUAUUAUCUGGACUUGACAGAAGACAGCAGUACGAGAUUGAGUCACGCACAUCAUUUUGCUGAAUCAGACUUUCAUUGUGAAACUUGCAUUUUGGCGAAAAGCCAUCGUAUUUCUUACCCAUUAAGAUUGAAUAAAAGUUCUCUGCCUUUCAUGAUUGUCCAUUCUGAUGUGUGGGGACCAUCACAAGUUCCCAUUAUUAACGGUUUUAAGUGGUUUAUGACGUUUAUUAAUGAUUGCACCCGGAUGACUUGGGUUUUUCCCCUAAAGCAGAAAAGUGAAGUCACCGCCAAAUUCAAGUUAUUUUAUCAAUAUGUUGCUACUCAAUUUGACAAGAAGAUCACUACACUUCGGUAUGACAAUGGAGGAGAGUACGUCAACCAUGACCUACAUAAUUUUUUAGGUCAACAUGGAAUUGUUCAUCAAACCACAUGUGCCUAUACACCACAACAGAAUGGCGUCGAAGAGCGUCAUCUCUUGGAGGUUGUUCGUGCCUCUUUAUUUGAGGCCUGUAUGCCUCAUUAUUUUUUGGGGGAGGCUAUUUGUUCUGCUACUUACCUCAUUAAUAGAACACCAUCCAGCACUCUUCAGUAUCAAACUCCAUUUCAGACAUUGACCACUCUCCUCACCAUGCCAUCCACACCAAAUCUUGAACCACGUGUCUUUGGUUGUGUUGCUUAUGUUCAGGUGUAUCCACAUCAGCGUGGCAAGCUUGAUCCGUGUGCAUUACGUUGUGUAUUUGUAGGUUAUGUUGACACUCAGAAGGGCUAUAAGUGUUUCCAUCCUCCCACUCAGACUAUGCAUGUUACCGCAGAUGUGACUUUCCACGAGAAAGAUACUCAGAUCAUCCAAAUUCAGCAAAAUGUUUUAAAGCAGUCAGUGUCUGAGCAACCAGCUACAGUAGUGCAACAAGAUCAAGAGUUACUGGAAACUCCAGAUAAUAGUUCAGAUAAUUUUCCUCCUACUACAGUACUAUCACCAAUCAUCCAAUCAGGUCCUAAAGAUUCCCGCAGAGGGAUUCCUAGACAACAGUAUGACCCGGACCCAAAAACAAAAGUUAAUGAAUGA
Prunus armeniaca (apricot) is the source of this 1224-nucleotide messenger RNA. NCBI's taxonomy places the organism in Eukaryota, Viridiplantae, Streptophyta, Magnoliopsida, Rosales, Rosaceae. The record is from the annotation of a GenBank genome assembly.